Messenger RNA from Melampsora larici-populina 98AG31, 1332 nucleotides. RefSeq lists its product as uncharacterized. The transcript has 2 exons. The coding region runs from base 1 to 1332 and encodes 443 amino acids. NCBI's taxonomy places the organism in Eukaryota, Fungi, Basidiomycota, Pucciniomycetes, Pucciniales, Melampsoraceae. The record is from RefSeq and is a predicted model, not a curated record.
AUGGCUCGUGCUGAUUUUCCUGAAGAAAUUUUGGACAACAUUGUGAACAUGGUUCACUACCAGCCUUGUCAUCACGAGAAUUACUGUAUCAAGACAAGAAAAGAGGGCUUAGUAGUACAGAACUCACUCAAAGGUGUGCCAUAUGAAGUAUACCUGAAUCACUCUGGUCCACCGAUUCUCAAUACCUUCCAAAACCUCGCCGUGGUCAAUCGAAGGUUUCACAGGCUUUGUUGUCCUAAGUUAUGGCAGCACAUUCAAUUCCCGAGCACCCUUCCUGCUCCUAUUACACUUUGGACAAACAACAUACUCUUGAGGCAUGGACACUUAGUAAAAUCUCUGGAAGUUCAACUGGAAGACGACCAGUUGGUUGGCGAUAUCCAUAAAAUCCUUAGUAAAAGGAGUUCUUACGAUAAUACAGGUGUUAUACCCAAACUACAACAUGGCGUGGGGUCAUACAGACCAAAAUACGGAAUCGGACUGUAUAACAUUGAGAAGUUAUUCAAAGCGUGUCCUUCUCUAGUGUCGAUAUCCGUGAUUGUCCCGGAGUCUUCGCACGUCCAUGAAGAAUGGAUUUCUCAUAUUACAGCGAGCUUGCACGUGCCAUUCUGGAGAGUCCCUCAACUCCAAGACUUAAGACUGACGCACUGUCCAAAUGAUAGUAUUACAAGUGAAUAUGUGGUCAACAUCCUCCAACGAUUACCAUCUCUUGUAUCCUUGGAACUCUGUGGCUUUGAAUUCAGGCAAAGACCAGCCAUGGAGGAAUCCUUCGAAUGGAGCCUGGGCCAGCAAAAGAACCUUCGCAAAUUGCGUAUGGAACAUCUCACUUACGUGGAUGGAACUUGGACCUUGUUCAGCUCUUGGCCUCCGCAACUUGAGAAUCUCCAAGUCAUUGGUUGUGACAGAUUGUCACCUCGCGUAUUGCACGGACUACUCAGCGGUUCGGCCCCAUCUCUUACUAAGCUUCGUCUUAUACUACAUCAUUUCAAAGAUGAACCACAUGUGACAGUUCGAUUCAAUCUCCCGGCUCUCAAAGAGCUCUCCAUACUCCAUCGUGGAGACCUGGAUCUACUAAUGAGCUUUGAAAACUGUAAAAGUGUAGAAGCCUUUCAUUAUCAGUGUCAUGCAGAUGAUGAAGAAUGGCACUCAAUGAAGCAGUACUUGUCUAGAUGUACCUGGCCUAAGCUCUCGGUUCUGGAUUUUCGUUCAUCAAUAUUUACUGCGAAUUGGAAAAAGCCAGCCAAGAUGGACGUGAACGAAAUUUGGAAUUCUUUCAAAAUCAAACUCUUGAUCGAUAACGAAACCGAUGAUGAGAUUGAUGACGAGGCCGUUUGA